CAAACACUCCCCGGAACACAAAACUCUUGCCACGGUUCCCAAACCUGCGCCAGGCAAUCAUGCGCUUAUAAGAACCACAAAGCAACGCUGGUUCACUCUACCUCUUGACGGAAAUCAUCUCGGAGUAAAUUCUGUUACCAAUCACCAAGUCUUCACUUCAACCUCAAAUCACCAAAACUCCUCUUCAUCCUCUGCCAGCAAAGCUUCAACUCAAACCAUCCAAAACUUACGAAUGGCCAACAUAGAUAAUAUUGCCCUCUACCCAGGUUCUGAUUCAGAAUCUGGCCAAGAGUCGGAAUGGGUCUUUGGGAGGGAGUUCCUCGAUGUGGUCAAGGCCACCCUCAAGCUGCCGUUGAACCCCACACAGAAGUCCGCCAAAGUAGCUAGCGACAUACGACGACUUGUUGCUGGGGCGUCCCGGGAGAAGAUUGGUGACGCCAUUUUCAGCACAUGGAGUGUACUCUGCAACAUCGUUAGCCAGAUCCCUCACGACAGCCAACUCCAGGAUAUCUUGGCAGACGCCGUGGGCAUCCUCAAGUCAGAAGGAGGGCGCGUGUGGACAAGCAGCGAUGGCAACGACCCCUUCAAAGCAACAUGGGAUGAGCUCCCAGAUCUGGCCAUGUUCAUUCAUGAAACCCAUCUCAGUAAGAGUAUCCCGAGCCCCUAUGACAAGGAGCCCUUCCAAGACAGACGCAACUGGUGUGCCUUCCUGGCACGGCUCGAGGCCAGAGGCCUGUCUGCAGAUGUUCUUACCGUAUGGGAGUUUGCAGAAGUUUUGGAAGGGGGCACGAAGCACGAGGGUCAGCGCACCCAGCACCUAAAAGGACCGGCAAUGCACGUUGGUCUUUGUAUCGUCAGGGACAGGAUAGUGAUUGCUGGACAACAGCUCUUCGACCACCUCCGCGACGUGGCUGCAAAACAGGAUAUCACCAAGGAAACUCUCCUCAGUUACGAGCCUGGUGUCAUGUGUGACAGUCAGGAGGUAUCCGGCUGGGGACUGAGCAGAUGGCGCUUCUGGACACAGAUGCUUCGCCGAAUCCAUGAUGAGCUUCUUGGCGAGCUUGGGCUGGUCGGAGAUGAAGUGGUACCUAUCAUCAACGAAACACUCAGCAGAAUGGAGGCCUUGGAGAGAGGUGCCGGUCCUAUCGAAGGCGACAACUGGCCAAAGUUGCUGCACCUCAACAAUGAUGGGGAAGGAAAGCAACAGAACGGAAAGAAUGUGAGGUUCGUGGAAGAGACGCACGCGGACAAGAAAGCCGUGAGCGGGAGCUGGUCUUUCAGUUGUGUUGUUUCUUGAAGCAUCUGUCUCGCUGAUUUUGCUGGAGUUUGGAGUUUUGUGUAUAAUUACCUGGUUCACUUUGGGUCAUGCAACAAUAAGGCCUUGAUGCCUGAGACUUUAUGAGAAAAUAUUAUCUCAAGCUAGGUCGCCAAGAGACAACAGACCAUCCAUUAAUGUGGUCGCCUCAAGUUUGCUACCAUAGAAUAUCUGCAAUAUUCUAGGUGAAAGAUGCGGCGUUGGAACUAACGACGGGAAGCAGGGGCCACUGCCGGGCUGUCUGCUUUAGAAUAGAGACCACUCCGACCACUAUUAACGGUUAGCUGAUCAUUAGUUCAAUUGGUGUUUUGGAAGGAUUCUUGACUGGAGGGGUUAUGACAACGUAUCAGGUGCAGCAGCAGUUUGCAGCCUAUAAGUUUCUUCAAUCGCAAUUGACCUUGCACACCCG
Molecule: messenger RNA, 1724 nt
Organism: Pyricularia oryzae 70-15
Lineage: Eukaryota; Fungi; Ascomycota; Sordariomycetes; Magnaporthales; Pyriculariaceae
Exons: 2
Coding region: 233-1297 (354 amino acids)
Source: RefSeq, a predicted model, not a curated record